AGUACAUUUCUAUUCGAAUUAUUAAUUGAGAAAAAAGAAAUAACAUCCAAUUCGUCGUGUCCAAAGUCAAGAGGCAAGCACCUGGCUGUUGUAUCCUCUGCAACUACACCAACCACCACCUCCAUACCCUCACACGACCACACACAGACUAUCAAACCCUAAAUCUCUCACGCUAACACACGAGAGGACCGGUGAUCAGGUAUGUCGCAGAACAGUGUGGAGCCGGAUUUCGACCUUGGGGACGAGAUCCUGGCGGUGAUACCGACGGAUCCGUACGACCAGCUGGAUCUGGCGCGGAAGAUCACGUCCAUGGCCAUAGCCUCGCGCGUGUCGAAGCUGGAGUCGGAGGUGGCCCACAUGCGACACAAGCUCUUUGAGAAGGACCGCCUCGUCGUGGAGCUCGAGGACAGGGUCUCCCGGCUCGACCACGCUUACCAGGAGUCCCAGUCCAGACUGAAAAUCGCUGUGGAUGAGAAUAUGAAACUUUCGAGGGAACGCGAUUCGUGCGCAAUGACUGCAAAGAAACUUGGCCGUGAUUUGGCAAAGUUGGAACAAUUUAAGAGACAACUGAUGCUGUCCCUGAAUGAUGAUAAUUCAUCCCUAGCUGAAACUGUUGAUAUUGGAACCUGUGACCAAUCAGUUCCCAAGGCAUAUCCUGAUGAGGGUGCAAAUGGCUACAUGGCACAUCAAUCUUUCAGUGGCUCAACAGAUAUUGGAAUUGUAACUGAUGAAGCAUCAAGGCAUGGGGCGCAAAGAUUUUCUAUGACUCCAUAUAUAACACCACGGCUUACACCAACUGGAACUCCAAAAAUUAUUUCCACAAGUGGGUCCCCUCGAGGUUAUUCUGCUGUUGGAUCUCCCCAGAAAACUUCUGGUACAACAUCUCCUGCAAAACUGCCAUAUGAAGGACGGGCUAUGUUGUCUUCAUGGUACCCAUCAAGCCAGCAGUCAUCAGCAGCAAACUCACCUACUCGUGGACGUCCACAGCCAGGGCGCACUCCUCGAAUUGACGGAAAGGAGUUCUUUCGUCAAGCCAGAAGUCGGCUAUCAUACGAACAGUUCAGUGCAUUUCUGGCUAAUAUUAAGGAAUUAAAUGCUCAAAAGCAAAAUCGAGAGGAAACUCUAAGGAAAGCAGAACAGAUAUUUGGGACAGAUAACAAAGACCUUUACCUAUCAUUUCAAGGAUUGCUAAACCGUAACAUACACUAGAAUUCAAAAGUACAUUGCUUGUGAUGGUUUUGAAUAAGUGGUUGUGGACCAAGCUUGUUCCCAGCUGCUUUGAGUGUGCGAUCCAAUUUCUAGAAAUGUGAUAAUCAUCCAUUUUGGCAGCUAUAGUUGAGUGAACAAGUGUACGGUUUUGUAGGCUUUGAUAUUUUUCCCAUUUAAUGCAGGUAUACUAUGUAAAUAAGUGCUUUCGUUUUUGCAUUACCUGCUCAGUUAUCUAAGAGUACUUAUUGACGUUCCCUUAAAAAAGAUUUUAAUUCUCAAAAUUUCUUGUAAAGAGGAAUUCUCUUCAAUGCAUCUUAUAUAACAUCUGUUCUGUCUCUCUCAUCAA
Messenger RNA from Alnus glutinosa, 1555 nucleotides. RefSeq lists its product as uncharacterized. The record is from RefSeq and is a predicted model, not a curated record. The transcript is spliced from 10 exons. Bases 202 to 1209 code for a protein of 335 amino acids. Lineage: Eukaryota; Viridiplantae; Streptophyta; Magnoliopsida; Fagales; Betulaceae.